Penicillium bovifimosum is the source of this 1368-nucleotide messenger RNA. Its product is annotated as stearoyl-CoA 9-desaturase sdeA. The transcript has 2 exons. Gene Ontology annotation, molecular function: iron ion binding; stearoyl-CoA 9-desaturase activity; heme binding. The record is from RefSeq and is a predicted model, not a curated record. Gene Ontology annotation, cellular component: endoplasmic reticulum membrane. Lineage: Eukaryota; Fungi; Ascomycota; Eurotiomycetes; Eurotiales; Aspergillaceae. Gene Ontology annotation, biological process: unsaturated fatty acid biosynthetic process. Bases 1 to 1368 code for a protein of 455 amino acids.
AUGUCGUCGAAGGUCGACGCCACACGCCCGCGGGCGGCAGACACCAAGAAGGUGCACAUCGCCGACACUCAUAUGACACGCCAGAACUGGUACAAGCAUGUCAACUGGCUCAACGUCGUCCUCAUUCUCGGCGUGCCCCUGUCAGGUUGUAUCCAGGCUUUCUGGGUGCCUCUGCAGUUGAAGACCGCCAUCUGGGCCGUGGUCUACUACUUCUUCACUGGACUGGGAAUCACAGCGGGAUACCAUCGUCUGUGGGCUCACUGCUCCUACUCCGCCACUCUGCCUCUGCGCAUCUGGCUUGCUCUGGUUGGCGGCGGUGCCGUCGAAGGUUCCAUCCGCUGGUGGGCUCGCGACCACCGUGCUCACCACCGUUACACCGACACCGAAAAGGACCCGUACUCCGUGCGCAAGGGUCUCUUGUACUCGCACCUGGGAUGGAUGAUCAUGAAGCAGAACCCCAAGCGUAUCGGUCGCACCGACAUCACUGAUCUGAACGAAGACCCCGUUGUCGUUUGGCAGCACCGCAACUACCUCAAGGUCGUUCUCGGCAUGGGUUUGAUUGUGCCCAUGCUGGUCUCCGGUCUCGGCUGGGGUGACUGGUACGGUGGCUUCGUGUACGCCGGUAUCCUGCGCAUCUUCUUCGUGCAGCAGGCCACUUUCUGCGUGAACUCUCUUGCCCACUGGCUGGGUGACCAGCCCUUCGAUGACCGUAACUCACCCCGUGAUCACGUCAUCACCGCCCUCGUCACCCUCGGUGAGGGAUACCACAACUUCCACCACGAGUUCCCCUCCGAUUACCGCAACGCCAUCGAGUGGCACCAGUACGACCCCACCAAGUGGACCAUCUGGGCCUGGAAGCAGCUCGGCCUCGCCUACGACCUGAAGCAAUUCCGCAGCAACGAGAUCGAGAAGGGUCGGGUCCAGCAGCUGCAGAAGAAGAUUGAUCAGAAGCGUGCCAAGCUCGACUGGGGUACUCCUCUCGACCAGCUUCCCGUCAUGGAGUGGGACGACUAUGUUGAGCAGGCAAAGAACGGCCGUGGUCUGAUUUCCAUCGCCGGUGUCGUUCACGACGUUACCGAUUUCAUCAAGGACCACCCCGGUGGUAAGGCGAUGAUCAAGUCUGGUCUUGGCAAGGACGCCACCGCCAUGUUCAACGGCGGUGUCUACUACCACUCCAACGGUGCCCACAACCUGCUUUCCACCAUGCGUGUCGGUGUCAUCCGUGGCGGUGGUGAAGUUGAGAUCUGGAAGCGUGCUCAGAAGGAAAACUCCGAGUACGUCCGUGAUGAGACAGGCCAGCGCAUCAUCCGGGCUGGCCAGCAGGUCACCAAGAUGCCCGAGCCCAUCCCCACUGCUGAUGCGGCUUAA